AUGGCCGCCAUCACUGCCGGCAGGAUAUGUUUCCCUCCGCAGUGCCUGGACUUCAGCCGCGGCUCGCUGAGCGGCGACCUGUGUGAGGAUCUGUGCGUCGGCGGCCUGGUGGAGUAUCAGCGCUGCCUUUACUACGAGAACGGGAAGAAGGUGAUGGAGGCCCGAUGGAGAGGGAACCGGGUCAUCCUCAAGUCCAAACUGGAGAACUUCUCCUCCUACGAGCCGCUGGGCCUGCUGGACUACCAGGAAGCAGGAGAGGAGCUGUCGGCGCUGGACGUGGUUUUCUACGCCACUCUGGAGGUGAGAAACUCUCUGGGUCUGGCUGAGGAAGAGGAGGAGGGAGGAGGAAGGAACGGCUCUCUGUCCGGCCUGUGGGGGCAGAACCUGAAGCUCCGAGAGAAAAGUUACUCCAGAGCCGAUCUGGGCUCCCUGUGGGCGCUGCUGCAGCAGGAGGAGUACACCUUCCUCAGAGUCCUGCAGGACCUCAGCCCCCAUGUGGCCCGGGUGUUGGGCUCCUGCGGUCAUUUCUACGCCGUGGAGUUCCUGUCGGCCGGACACACCUGGGACCAGAACCUGUUCUCCAUGGACGAGGCGUCGGCUCCCAGGGCGCCGGGUCAGGCUGCAGGUUCUGGUGGCUGGAGCUCCAGGCUGAUGGUGCAUCGGGUGGCGCUGAGCUUCAUGGACAUGGUGCAGCACUUUGACAACGACUUCACACACAGACUGCACCUGUGUGACGUCAAACCGGAGAACUUCGGCAUCAGGAAGGACCUGACGGUCGUGGCCAUCGACGUGGACAUGGCGUUCUUCGAGCCCAAGAUGAGGGACAUCCUGGAGCAGAACUGCAGCAGCGACGACGACUGUAACUUCUUUGACUGCUGGUCCAGGUGCGAGCCGGACCGACGCAGGUGCAGCCCGCACCGCAGGAACACCAACCUGCAGGUGAUUUGUGAGAAAAUAUUCCGGCCCUGGUUUUCUCCAACUCUUCUCGGCGCGAAAGCAGGACUCCCGCUUCAGGUGGAGCUGCAGCGAGCCGUGCAGGACUGCUCCGAGACCGACGGCGGCGCGGAUGAUGAGGGCGGAGCCCGCAGGGUCCAUCAGCGCCUCCUCGCUGUCCUCAGAGCCCUGCUGCAGGAGGAAGUGGCUCCUGAGGACAGGAAGUGGACAAAGGACGAAACGGAGCACGUCCACACCGCACUGAACUUCUGAGAGGAAUGAAAGAAAAACUUCCUUCAAGAUAUUCAAACAAACCUGAUCUUGGCACCAGAACCUCAUCGUGGCACCAGAACCUCAUUGUGGCACCAGAACCUCAUCGUGGCACCAGAACCUCAUCAGGCACCAAAACCUGACCAUGGCACCAGAACCUGACUGUGGCACCAGAACCUGAUCGUGGCACCAGAACCUCAUCAUGCACCAGAACCUGAUCUUGGCACCAGAACCUCAUCGUGGCACCAGAACCUCAUUGUGGCACCAGAACCUCAUCGUGGCACCAGAACCUCAUCAGGCACCACAACUGCUCAGAACUGAUGAAUAAAGCCUGGAAAAACAUUUCCAAUCUAAAUAAGAGGAUUGUGAACUUCUGGAGCUUUUUCACCAACAUGGAGGAACUUCAGUUUUAUCUGCAGAGAAAAUCCAGAUAUUUUACAAACUGUUUCAGAAACAGAUGCAGUAAAACAAAGCAGAACGGAUCCCUGUGGACCAGAACCUGACGGGUUCUGAGUUUCUCCUGGUUGUAAUGAACUUCAUGUUCUGGUUUUAUAAAUAUUAUUGUGAUUUUGAUGAGUAUUUGAACCAAACACCUCAAGUGUCUGAAAUCCGUUUUGGAUCCUCCAGGAUUGUUUCUUCUUAAAGCAGAAUUUGGUAACGUGGGUCGAUUAGGCUCCGCCCCCUCCUCUUCAUCUUCAUCAGCAAGCCGGUAACCAUGACAACAGAAGAAAAGGCAGAUCCCCCCAGCAGAGCCUGGUUAGCUCCUGUUGGGUCCUGAACUCGUUACCAGGUUCUGCUCCGACCCGUUAGUCUCAGUGAGAUUUAUUCUACUUUUCUCAUUUAAGGAGAAAAUAAAACAUGUUUAGGUUCUGCAAAACUGACUUAUUACAUAAAAUGUUUCUUUGCUUAAUAAAAUAUUUUUUGCUUAAUGAAUAGAUUUGAUGUCAAACAUUUUUCUGUUGUCCACAAAAUAUUAGCAAAGAGAAAAAUCCAAAUUUCACCAGAAUCUAAUUUAUUUCCACAUGAAUUUGAUUUUGUGUUGAUUAAAGGAUAUUUGGGUAAAACUUAUUUGAAGGGGUGUGAAUAAGACUGACAUAACACCUGUCAUAAACAUGAAGGAGUCUUUAUG
Poecilia latipinna (sailfin molly) is the source of this 2332-nucleotide messenger RNA. RefSeq names its product divergent protein kinase domain 1C (gene dipk1c). Bases 1 to 1206 code for a protein of 401 amino acids. The record is from RefSeq and is a predicted model, not a curated record. Lineage: Eukaryota; Metazoa; Chordata; Actinopteri; Cyprinodontiformes; Poeciliidae. The transcript is spliced from 9 exons.